Messenger RNA from Triticum aestivum (bread wheat), 934 nucleotides. RefSeq lists its product as uncharacterized. Bases 155 to 598 code for a protein of 147 amino acids. NCBI's taxonomy places the organism in Eukaryota, Viridiplantae, Streptophyta, Magnoliopsida, Poales, Poaceae. The transcript is spliced from 2 exons. The record is from RefSeq and is a predicted model, not a curated record.
CGUAUGCGCUGCAGGCGGGUAGUGGGCCAUAAGUUAACCGGAUCGUGGACGGCCGUUCGAGUGAGAAGAGACGAGCCGUGGCCCGGAAUAUGCGUGCACGCCUGAUCCAUGGCACAGGGCGUUGCCUUUUCCUGUUGGUGGGGUCCAGAGCUCCAUGGCCGCUGUUCUAGUCUGUUCUCCACUUUGGGUGUUGGCCACUGAGUCAUCGAGAGAAGAUGCGGGGGCGGCGGCGGCGGUGACAAGCCAUGGAGUUCCUGAUGAUGCAGCCUAUACGCGGAUCUACUUUUCUGGAGGAGGUUGGCGAGAGUAUAGUGCCGCCUCCUACGGCAGAAUAUGGUGCGGUGCAGCGGGCACUGGCGCAUGGGAUGGAAAGGCGGCGGAGCAGCCAGUGCUAGGGGCGGGUGUGGUGGAUCAGUCAACGGCGGUGGGGGAUUUCAUGGCGGCAGAGCAAGGUGCGGGGGAGCAGCGCAGACGCUCAAAUCUGGGCGGCCGGCGUAGCGGCGGUAGACGGGAGAGAGAGCUCGCCCGCAGCUUCAGUGCUGUCAACUGGGAAGAUGAACCCCCGGGCUCCUGGAUGGAACAAAAGGUCAGUGGUUGAGUUGAUCAUGCAGAUAAAUUGGAGCAGUAAGAACCUGGGAUAGAUGUGCUGAAGUAGUGUGUUCAUUGUGGCCAUGGCAAUACUUGUAUGCUUAGGUAGCGAAAGAUUUCUUGUUACAUCAAAUAAUCUACUGGGACUUUAAGACAAAUGAUUCCAUGGAUUAUAACAACUACAGAAUUAGAUGCACUUGUUGUAGGUAGAAUGAUGCUUGCGAACCAGUGAAUUACAAGGAUCUAGUUAGUAUUGUAUGAACUAUGCUUGCUGAACCUUUGUAAACUAAAUAAUGGAAUGGAACUUUUUAAAGAAAUGAUUCCCUGGAUUAGAACCACUACAGAA